AUGGCUUCAAGAAGACGACCUGUAAUUCUACUUGUAUGCCUCUUCUUGACGUUCAUCUUCACUAAUCUUGGCAACUGCCACGCCUCAAGAACCGCCCAAGUCUUCAAGCUCAAGCCGAAGUACCAGCAUUCAGGCCACUUUUCGGGGUUCUUGCCAAGAAGGAUACCUAUUCCGGCUUCUGGACCCUCAAGGAAGCACAAUGAUAUCGGCUUAAGAAGUUGGAGAUCACCCUGA
Molecule: messenger RNA, 234 nt
Organism: Prunus armeniaca (apricot)
Lineage: Eukaryota; Viridiplantae; Streptophyta; Magnoliopsida; Rosales; Rosaceae
Source: the annotation of a GenBank genome assembly